Quercus lobata is the source of this 1921-nucleotide messenger RNA. Its product is annotated as polygalacturonase QRT3-like. The coding region runs from base 149 to 1669 and encodes 506 amino acids. The transcript has 3 exons. Gene Ontology annotation, molecular function: polygalacturonase activity. NCBI's taxonomy places the organism in Eukaryota, Viridiplantae, Streptophyta, Magnoliopsida, Fagales, Fagaceae. The record is from RefSeq and is a predicted model, not a curated record.
UUCCUUAUCAAAUCUUAUAGCUUAGGCCAUUCUCUUUCCAUGUCCCCUCUCUCCCUUCUUUCACUCUCUCUCACUCUCACAUAAGGGGGACAGUUUUUUUUCUUCUCAACAACGUGUCUUUAAGACUUUCAACGUAGGAGAGAAAGAGAUGGAAGAAGCAAAAAUGGCAAGAAAAGCUCUAAUAUGGUCCAUGGUUAUGGGGUUAGCCCUUAGUUUCAUUGCAAAUCAUGUUUAUGGAGAGCAUUCUCUGGUGGGUCAAUUUUCUGGUAGUCAUUAUCAUGACCAAAUACGCAAAAUGCAAGCCUUCAAGGACUCCUUUACCCAGCCAUCAAUAGCUCCUUCUCCUAGCUAUACUCAGCAACCACAGCAGCAGGCUGCAUUCAGUGCACGUGUGUAUCACGUGACAUCAUAUGGUGCAGAUCCAACAGGAAGAAGGGACAGUACAGAAGCAGUGCUUAGAGCUAUAUCAGAUGCAGUCCAAGGUUCAAGUGAAGGGUUAUUGAUGGAGGGAAUAAAGAAUCUUGGUGGUGCACAGGUUAAUCUUGAUGGUGGCAAUUACCUCAUUAGCCGACCUCUACGAUUGCCGGCCACCGGGUUAGGCAACCUCAUGAUACAUGGAGGAACACUGCGUGCCUCAGAUGAUUUUGCAACUGAUGGGUAUCUGAUUGAUUUGUCAGCUUCAUCAACUAGCAACAAUAACGAAGGAAAUGGAGGGAGCUCCGUGGGUGCACAGCUAUCCUCAUCAUCAUCCUACAAUUAUGAGUACAUAACCCUCAAAGACCUCAUGUUGGAUUCAAACUACAAGGGUGGAGGCAUUGCAGUCAGAAACUCACUUAGGACCAGCAUAGACAACUGUUACAUUGCCCAUUUCACUAGCAAUGGGAUUUUAGUCCAAGGUGGCCAUGAGACCUACAUAAGAAACUCCUUUCUUGGCCAACACAUCACUGCCGGUGGUGAUCAUGGCGAGAAAAUGUUCUCAGGCACUGCAAUAAGCCUAAUGGGCAAUGAUAAUGCUGUCACAGAUGUGGUAAUUUUUUCAGCUGCUAUAGGAAUAUUAGUUUCUGGUCAAGCCAACAUAAUUUCUGGGGUACAUUGCUACAAUAAGGCCACUGGCUUUGGUGGCACUGGGAUUUAUCUGCAAUUGCCCGGUUUGACACAAACGCGGAUCGUUAAUUCUUACUUGGAUUACACUGGUAUAGUUGCUGAAGAUCCUGUGCAACUUCACAUCUCUAAUACAUUUUUCCUUGGUGAUGCAUAUAUUGUCCUGAAAUCAAUAAAUGGGGUGGCAAAUGGGAUCAACAUUGUUGAUAACAUGUUUUGUGGUUCUGACAAAGGAGUUGAUACUGUUCAAUUGGAUCAAUCCAAACGACCUUUCAAAGAUAUCAAACAAGUUGUGAUUGAUAGGAACAAUGUCAAAGGGAUGAACAUAAAGGCCACAGUUGCAAGGGGGUCUGUGAAUGGGGUAGGAAACUCAUGGGUUGUGGAUUUCAACAGGGUUCUAGUUUUUCCUAACCUUAUUAGUCAUGUGCAGUACUCGUUAAGUUCUACUAGCAGCCAAUUCCCUAACCAUGCCUUGAGGAAUGUAUCCAAUAACCGGGUCCAGAUUCAGACAAGUUUGAAUGUUUCAGCUAGCGUAUUUGUUACAGUGGAUCAAUGGGUAGCAAAUUAAGCUGUCCUAAAUUGUUGGAUCAAGAAAUUUUGACUGGCAACUGUGAAUAGCUUGCAAGGAAUUGAUCCCUUUGUCAAAAGUCUUAUCUUCAAAGAAAUUAAUGUUGUUAAAAUUUGAACUUGUAUAAUUAGACACAUUGAAUUGAACUAAAGAAAAGGUUCUAUAAUGGUGUAAAAGUCUAAUAGGUACAGACGUACAGUUCAAAAAGUAUUUUCUGUGAAGUUCGCCUUUUGGAACUAGGUGUCAAUUGAC